Molecule: messenger RNA, 3237 nt
Organism: Megalops cyprinoides (Indo-Pacific tarpon)
Lineage: Eukaryota; Metazoa; Chordata; Actinopteri; Elopiformes; Megalopidae
Gene: pcdh8.2
Product: protocadherin-8
Exons: 3
Coding region: 211-3180 (989 amino acids)
Biological process (GO): homophilic cell-cell adhesion
Cellular component (GO): plasma membrane
Molecular function (GO): calcium ion binding
Source: RefSeq, a predicted model, not a curated record
UCUGUAUAAACCUCCCCGCCACUGCAGUUUUUGGAGUCGCGUGAAAGGCUUCAGAAAACUAGCAGUGCAUGCGCGCGCAUUAGGCAGCGACAUUCAUUCCAGGAUAGACAACCUGCCGCGCCGACCAGAAGCAAAUUCGGCUUGACAACUGCUUUGUUUUAAUAAACAGUUAAGCUAAGUGGAGUGGUUUAGAUUAGUUAACUGUCCGAUAUGGGUUCGAAAAGACUGCGAGGCGUUUUAACUGUUUGGCAUAGGUGGAUGCUCGUUUUCACUUUGUUGCACACUUUGACUGUCUCCGAGGGAAAGACAGUGAAGUAUCAAACCUAUGAAGAAGAUGCUCCUGACACUGUGAUCGGAAACCUCGCCAAGGACAUGUCCUUAAACCCCUCACUGGGCACCAAGACUAAUUUUCGGAUGAUGAAACAGUUCAACGCUUCUUUUAUCAGACUGAGAGAAAGCGACGGACAGCUUACCAUUGGGGAACGAAUCGACAGAGAGAAAAUCUGCAAACACACCCCUCAGUGUCUCAUCGCUUUUGACGUUGUCAGUUUUUCCAAAGAACAGUUCAAAUUGAUCCACGUAGAAGUGGAGGUCAAGGACAUCAAUGACAACUCUCCUGAGUUUCCUAACAAGGAAUCUACCCUGGAAAUUUCAGAGAACGCAGCGGUGGGUUCCAGAAUUCCUUUAGAUGUUGCUGUCGACGCAGAUGUGGGUUCAAACUACAUCCAAAGCUACCAAAUUUCAGUAAACAGCCAUUUUACCAUUGAUGUAGUGAUCAGAGCCGAUGGGGUUAAAUCUGCGGAGCUGGUGUUAAUGAAGGAGCUGGACAGGGAGACUCAGUCAUCCUAUGUACUGGAGCUUGUUGCUACCGACGGAGGAAACCCAUCCCGGUCGGGUACCACAAGGAUAAAUGUCAAGGUGAAAGAUUUCAACGACAACAGUCCGGUUUUCGACCAGAACAAUUUCUCAGUAGACCUACUGGAAGACGCACCGGUUGGGUUCCUUUUGUUGGACUUAAACGCGGUCGAUCCAGACGAGGGUUUGAAUGGUGAAGUUGUAUAUGGGUUCGGAAAUCAGGUGUCUGCUGAGAUCAGACAACUUUUUAAAGUGGACCGUAAAUCCGGACGCCUAACGCUCCAGAGUCCAAUCGAUUUUGAGAACAAGAAAACGUACGAAUUAGACGUGCAUGCAUACGAUUUAGGUCCCAACCCAAUCCCCUCAAUCUGUAAAGUAGUUGUUCAUGUCCAAGACGUGAACGAUAAUGCUCCAGAAAUCAGUAUUACGCCCAUGACAUCCAUCACGGCGGGGAUUGCAUACAUCACAGAGGCUGCGGCCAAAGAGAGCUUUGUUGCGCUGAUCAGUACCUCGGACAGAGACUCUGGCGCAAAUGGGCAGGUUCACUGCACCCUGUACGGCCACGACCAUUUCAAACUUCAGCAGGCGUACGAGGACAGCUACAUGAUCGUUACCACGGCACCCCUGGACAGGGAAAAGAUAGCCGAAUACAACUUGACUGUGGUGGCCGAAGAUUUGGGAUCCCCUCCGUUCAGAACAAUUACACAGUACACCAUCAGGCUAAGCGACGAGAACGACAACGCCCCUGUGUUUAGCAAGGCAGUGUAUGAAGUUUCUGUGGUGGAAAACAAUGCGCCAGGCGCGUACAUUGCCACAGUAGUGGCACGGGACCUUGAUUUGGGACACAAUGGCAAAGUCAGUUACAGGCUAUUAGACUCUUACAUCAUGGGUUCCCCAGUAGCUACGUUUGUAUCUCUUGAUCCCGCCACAGGUUCGAUCUACGCCCUGAGAAGUUUCAAUUAUGAAGUCAUGAAACAGCUGGAGCUACGAAUCCAGGCAAGCGACGGGGGGUCGCCGCAGCUACACAGCAGCGCAUCCAUCAAUCUAAAAAUAGUUGAUCAGAAUGACAACGCACCUUCCAUCACGCACCCCGUCCUGAAUAAUGGAUCUGCUGAAAUCCUUCUACCAAAAGAUGCGCCUUCAGGUUAUAUUAUAACCCAGAUAAAGGCAAGAGAUGCUGACGAUGGGGUAAAUGCGGAGCUGUCCUACAAAAUUAUCAAAGGGGAAGAUUCUGUGUUCUCCAUCAACAAAGCCACAGGGGAGAUCAGCCUGAACCGUGAGCUGCACUAUGACGUUAACGAAAGCUUGAAAAUCUCAGUCACCGUCAAUGACAAUGGAAGACCUUCACUGACUUCCACAGCAACUAUCCACUUCACUGUCGUUGCAGGAGCUCCCCCUAGCGGGCACACCGCAGUCAAGCAGAACACGGAGGAAGGGUCGAUUCAGUGGGACAUGUCAAUUGUAAUUAUUGUCGUACUAGCAGGGAGUUGCACCCUCCUCUUGUUGGCCAUCAUACUAAUCGCAACCACUUGCAACCGACGCAAAAAACAAAAGGACACGAUGGAUUUGCCGCACUUGGAGAAUACGAAAAACAACAGCGAAUCGCUGACCUCUAGCCACAGUGGCAACGUGUUCGACUCUCGCGCCUAUUCCAAUAAAUCACCUUUCGCCAAUUCCCACGCGGCUGGAAGCGACCAGUGUUCCGGCUCCGAAGACGGCAGCGAGACAACAUGUGUGUACGAGCCCGAGAACAGGAUUCGCGGGGGAAAAUUUGAGGGCUAUUCGACUUUACCUGGCUACGGCAAAGAAGCUGUCAGACCGAUUACAAUAUGGAAGGGCAAUUCUUACACAACCAUCUCAGCCAGGGACCCUCAGUUCAGCGGGAAGGAUAGCGGCAAAGGGGACAGCGACUUCAAUGACAGCGACUCCGAUAUCAGCGGUGAUGGCAUCAAAAAAGACUGCCCCCCGACCAACGUUCAAAGUGGACUGUGGGCGUGCACCAGUGAGUGCAAGAUCCUCGGUCACUCCGAUCGGUGCUGGAGCCCCUCGGCGAGCAGGUCUAAUGCCAACCCUUCCCACGGACAUCUCUCCUCAUUCGCCAAGACAGCGUCACUGCCACGGGACACGCAGCGUCGAGACAACUACUACCAGGCGCACAUACCCAAGACUGUCGGCUUACAGAGCGUCUACGAGAAAGUUUUACACAGGGAAUACGAUUAUGUACUGGUUUCCCCUCCACGACCUGUAAGGGUGCAAGAAAUUAACGAGAUUACUGUCCCCGUGUAUGCGCCUACCACUACACGGUGCCCCGCGAAUAACGUCUAAAGCUUUAGAAACUCGUCAGAUUAAUUUAUAAUUUACAGUGGGAAAUCAUAAGCCUCG